This is a messenger RNA of Solea senegalensis (Senegalese sole), 3735 nucleotides long. RefSeq lists its product as uncharacterized. Gene Ontology annotation, molecular function: RNA binding. Bases 125 to 3376 code for a protein of 1083 amino acids. NCBI's taxonomy places the organism in Eukaryota, Metazoa, Chordata, Actinopteri, Pleuronectiformes, Soleidae. The record is from RefSeq and is a predicted model, not a curated record. The transcript has 6 exons. Gene Ontology annotation, biological process: Notch signaling pathway; protein ubiquitination.
GGAAACACGCGGCAGUGACUGAGUGUGUAGUUAGUUUCACUUUUCCCGCAGUGGCUUGUAAAGUGUGACGGUUGGUUUGACGGGUGGAGAUUUGAGAGAAAGCGCCCGCCGAACACUCGUUCAGAUGGCAGAGCGGGGCAGGACCGUCAGGGUGAGUGGUCUGCCCACAGACAUUGAAGAUGACAGACUGAGAGACAAGCUUCAAAUCCACUUCCUGAGAGCCAAGAACGGAGGAGGGGAGGUGGACUCUGUCGCCAUUGUCAAGACAAUCUCUGUGUCUGCCCUCAUCGCCUUUGAGGAACGUGAAGUGGCACAGAGAGUUGUUCAACACAGCCGGCACAUCCUGGAAGUGGACGGGAAGAAACAUACGCUCACUGUGACAGAGCAGCAUGAAAGCCCAGGGCCAGACAAGGUCGUCUUAAGUUUAGCUGCAACCGUCAAGUGUAGUCAGCUUCCUGGGGGUCUUCUGGCAUUGACAAGCCUCCACGAGAGCCACCCCGAUGUCCAGAUAAACUCUGAAAAUGAAGACAUUUGUACAUUAUGUGGUACCUACACCGAGGUCCAGGCUGCCCUGGCUCACUUACUUGGCCCACUAUCAGCAGACAAAGGCUCAUGUCAACCUGACCCCACUGGCUCCAGGUCGUUUCAGAUGGCAAAGAGGUCUCAUACUCAGGGCUCAGGAAAUCACAGCAGGAAACCCCAUAAGCAAAGAGAACAAAGUCUGUCGUAUGAGUACAACACAAGCACACACAGUGACCUGGCACGCUGCGAUGAUGGCAGCGGAGAUAUUGGCCAAGCUGAAGGUGCAGAUCUGCAGCACCUGGGGGGUCCCGCCACUUCAGAAGAGGACUUCCUACUGAUUUUGGAUGCGGACAUGUUCCAGUACCUGCAGAAAAACUGCUGCCAGGAAUACCAACUCAUCCUCAGUCAGUACGGUGUUGAGGUGGUGGAUGUGACAAGCCAGGGGUUGACUACUCUGUUUCUACAAAUUACAAAUGCAGGGAGGAAGAGUGGUAACGAGCAGCAGCGCCUGGAGAUGGCACACAAGGCAAUUAGCAGGCUUUACCAAGAGAAUGAGAGCAAGAUUCGUCGAGAUCAGCUCCCGAAGAGUCUGUUGUCUUCUUCAAGUGCAGGACUGCAAAAGGUGGUACAGAGCUUAAAGGUCCAACUACCCAAGCUGCUUCUGAACGAAGAUGACAAAUAUAUUUACAUAAUUGGGAGCAGUAGUGACGUGUCUGAAGCCAAGCAAACCCUUCUUCUAAAACACGACAGAGUGAGUCCGAAGAAAGACGAUGUAGCCAGUCUUCUUAGAUAUUCAACACAUGAUUCAAGUCCUGCUGAAGAUGUGAGAGUGUCCUCCAUCGAAGGGUGUCUGGACAAUGAUAGGGACCCACUGCCGAGGUCAGGGGAGGAUCAGAGGAGUGUUGAAGGAGCCAGAAAGUGUAAACUUGCAGCUCGGUUCAAGGAUUCAGGUUUGACUACUUUAGGCAAUCAACCAGCUGAAUUCACCCUACGGGGGCGUCUGUCUUCUGGUCGACUAACACACACUGGGCCAAUAUUAGGGCACGACGUCCUGUCCGAAGCAGCAGGGAUUUCUGGAGAAAGAUUCUCCAGAGAGGAACCCCAAAACACUGGAGGGGACAUCUUGUUUAGGAGAGCAGAUACUGAGAAUUCAGUUAUGCAGAAUAAACCAUCACUGCAGUCAAAUGUAAUAGAUGUUUGGCCCAAGAUUCUAACAUUCCCCGACAGCACUACUCCCUCCAGUUUGUCGGGACGUAAUACACUUCCUGCAGCAGAGUCUGCGCCCACAGUGAAGCGAGCCAGUAGUUUCUCAGGAACACUGCAGCAGAAGGCUGACGUGAGUCAAAGGAGUCACGACGACUCUAGCAAGUCUACCGUCAGAGCAAGGGGCAGGUCCUCCAGCUUCAGUACCCAAACAGGCAAGGAGAACCCAGAGGUCUAUAGUGCCGAGAUCAAAGUUUCCAAGGUGAUGUGGCAGCACAUAAAAAAAGCCUACAGCGCCCGAGUGGACAGCCUUACAACUGAUUCUGAUGUCCAGAUAAAAGAAAACCAUCCACACGGUAGUAGAGACGUGACUAUCACCUUAAGUGGAACAGAUGUGUUUAAAGUCAAUUCAUGUCAGCUGGGUUUACAGAAGCAGGUUGAUUUGGUUAGUAUCGACUUCUCUGUGCACGAGCUGCGUUUGUCAGACCUGGGUAUCACCGAUCCAGCAGACGAAACUUUACAGAGUUGCUGUACUGAAGUGCGUAGCCGCUUCAAGAAGGUUACGUUAUUGUUUCUGAAAGAUACUUUGUACCUUCUUGGUCCAAUACAUCUGUGUUCUAAAGUAGCCGCUACACUGCGCGAGGUGUUUUCUGGAGAUUCGGCCCAAACGCCUCAACAUCGAGACUCCCAUAGCCCCUCUACCUCCAACAGGAAUCCAUCCACUUCUUUACAAAUGAGUGAAGAUCAAAGUGCUAUUUCACAUCGCAAUAGUAAAUCCCAGGCGAUGCCAGAGAGCCAAGUGGACAAAGCAGAGGGCGCUGGUGGAAAGGAGAAAGGAGAACCCAAACAAAAAAGGGACUUCGUGGAGACAGAGAUUGUGAAUGGACCUGUCAAUCAACCAUUAGUGAGAAAAGAUCCUGUCAUUAAGGAGAAAGUAAAAAACCUUGGUUCAAUGCAGAUGGAUGGACAGAAAACCGAAACCCUCGUCAACUUAUCUACAGCAGAAAAUGAGAGAAAUUUAAGACGUGUGAACGGAGUCGGGUCAGCAACUGCUCAUGAGACUACCCAGAAGGACAGUAUGCAGGAAAGGCCGGGAAUGGAAACCAGGUCAGGCCAAAGAGACACGGGGUUCAUCUGUGUGUGUGGGGACAAUGGGGCGUCGGUGAGGAGAACCAAGUGUGGCGCUACCAUGUGCACCAAGUGUCUGGCCGCAGUGCAUGUCCACUGCAGAGUGUGUCACGAAAAAGAGCCAACGCCGCAGGGCAUCCAGGGCAACAUGAGCCACGCCAAGCUACACAUGAGCCUACCUGGUCACAGCAAGGACACUGUCAUCAAGAUCACUUACUGCAUCCCCGAUGGUGUCCAAGGGAGGGAUCACCCAUCUCCAGGAAACCCAUUUCAAGGGGGCGUGUUUGAAGCCUUCCUUCCCGACUGUGAGAAGGCGAGAAAGCUGCUGCACAGGAUGGAGAAAGCCUUCAGACUGGGACUCACCUUCAAAGUGGCGGGCAAAGACGCGGCCGCUCGGGUCACCUGGGACUGCAUCCCACACAAGACCAGUCUACAUGGAGGCAAAGCAGGGAGUGGUUACCCGGAUUCCACUUACUUGACUCGCUUGUCCCAGGCCCUGACCACCCAUGGGAUAGAGGAGUGACUGGCCCAAUUGCAAGAAUAAUCAGUUCUUACAUAAUUUUAUAGUCUUAAAUCCUUUUUUUUUUUUUUAGAUGAUGGAGUUAAUUCUCUUAUUGCAGCUGUAUAUUUUUAAAGGUAAAGUGAUAAUCUAUGUUUUAAGUGGGAUUUUUAAUCUCUCCAUUAUUUAAAAACAUUCCUAACAUUCCUGUGCUAGACAGCUCAUUUUGAAAGAUGCGUUUUAUACUGUUGAGUGUGCAAGUACAUAUGCAUAUGUAUAUAUUUUUUGUUCUUGUGUUGUUUUAUGAAUAUUAAGGGAACAAUUGAAAGAUCUGUUAUUUUUUUUAGAAUGGGCACAGAAAUAAAUGAGCUCAUCUCCUGACA